AUGGAAGGGAACCCUUACAUACACGUGCCGAGAACUCGUAACGGUGGCACGUUUAGACACUCCAAGGAUGUCGAGCUGCAUGCCAACGACUUCGAAUGGGACGGAAAGGUAGCAGAGCUGACGAGCAGUGAGCGAAUGCUGGUGGAUGAGUACAUGAGUAGGUGCAUGGCAGACUUAUGUCGUGCCGGUUCGUCGAGGUCGCUGGAAGAGGUCCCUGAAAAGCCUUGGGAGAUGCAUUUCUCUGCAUCAAAGCAUCAUUUUCCUCUCAAGAACUACAUCAUACAUGCGUUUCCGUUGCUGCGCAUCGUCGUGGGCAGAGAAGGCUCGCCUGCGUGGGUUUUAGAGUGUGGUUGCGGUACUGGGAGCACUCUGCUUCCAAUUAUGCGGGAAUGUACAAGCCAAGACGUUCACUUUGUAGGCUUCGACAUUUCACCAUCUGCGCUGUCACACUUUAGGAGCCAUGAGAUCGCACAGGGUUAUCUGCAGCGAAAUCGGCUUACACUGUUUCCCUUGGCGAUUGGUGCCCCUACCUGUUUCACAAUCGAGGACCCCACGACUCCGGUGGCGAAGCGGCAACGGAUUGACGAAAAUGCUACCCUUGUAGUGGAUGCCCUCACUGCAGCGGACAAAUCUCUCGAGGAUCAGAAGUUCGAUGCAAUUCUGCUUGUUUUUGUUCUUUCGGCGCUACCGACGGUUGAAAAGAUGCUUUCGGCUAUCAAACAGCUGAAGAGAGUUUUGAAGCAAGAUGGAAUUCUUCUUUUCAGGGAUUAUGCGCUUCCUGACCACAACUUUUUCCGCUUCGUGUCCAAAAUGGACAACAAGGUUGGAAACGUUGCUUUUGCAAAAGGCGACUGCACAACUCAGGUGUUCUUCUACAAGGAGUUUGCAGCCAAGCUGUUUUCCACUGCUGGCCUCGUGGAGGUGGACGACGUUCCGUCAAAGCUGACGUAUCACUGCAAUCGCAUUCUGAACCGAAAAAACGGGAAAAGAAUGGAUAAAAUUUUUAUCAACGGAACGUUUAAGCUAGCACCAAGCAGCUGA
Molecule: messenger RNA, 1041 nt
Organism: Leishmania mexicana MHOM/GT/2001/U1103
Lineage: Eukaryota; Euglenozoa; Kinetoplastea; Trypanosomatida; Trypanosomatidae
Exons: 1
Coding region: 1-1041 (346 amino acids)
Source: RefSeq, a predicted model, not a curated record